Messenger RNA from Spinacia oleracea (spinach), 1173 nucleotides. Its product is annotated as transmembrane ascorbate ferrireductase 1. Lineage: Eukaryota; Viridiplantae; Streptophyta; Magnoliopsida; Caryophyllales; Amaranthaceae. The coding region runs from base 159 to 863 and encodes 234 amino acids. The record is from RefSeq and is a predicted model, not a curated record. The transcript has 4 exons. Gene Ontology annotation, molecular function: oxidoreductase activity.
CCCAAUAUCCUCCCAUAGAAAGAAAGAUAAAUACCAAACUUUAGCUCCCAAAAUACUCCAACGACUUUAAGCUUUUGUUUCAGUUUGGAAUACAACGAACUUUGGAGUCACAGAAAAAGAGAGAGAGUUAGAACUAGAGAAAGAAACAGAAACAGAGGAUGGCCGGGUUGGUAAAGGCAGCUCCGUUGACUUAUGUGGUACACGUGCUAGCGGUGGCGUGUGCAGUGAUGGUGUUGGUUUGGUGCAUCCACUUCAGAGGCGGAUUGGCUUGGGAAGCUACCAAUAAAAGUCUCAUCUUCAACAUUCACCCUGUUUUGAUGUUGAUUGGUUUCAUAAUACUUGGAGGUGAAGCAAUUGUAAGCUACAAAUCUCUGCCCUUGAAGAAAGAAGUGCAGAAAGUGAUUCAUCUAGUGCUGCAUGCUGUUGCACUAAUUCUUGGUAUUAUUGGUAUUUGGGCUGCAUUCAAGUUCCACAAUGAGAGUUCAAUCCCAAACUUGUACAGCUUACACUCAUGGCUUGGUAUUGGCAUCAUUGUCCUCUACACCCUUCAGUGGAUAUACGGAUUCGUAAUAUUCUUCUACCCAGGAGGGAACUCUUCCUUAAGAAGUGAAUCACUUCCAUUGCAUGUUCUCGUAGGGAUAUUUGUGUAUGCAUUAGCUAUUGCAAAUGCAGCAAUAGGAUUCCUAGAGAAGCUUACCUUUCUCGAAAGUUCAGGCCUCGACAAAGUCGGUCCAGAGGCUUAUCUCGUAAACUUCACUGCCAUUGCUACUAUACUUUUUGGUGGGUUUGUUUUGCUCACGGUGUAUGCUCAGAAGGAUGAGCAGACGGAGGAGGAGGAUUAUAGAAGCUAUUCAGCUAUUUGAAAGACUAUAAAUGAAAAAUACCAUACCACUUUGAAUCCUUGUUACUCUAUACUUUGAAGGUGAUUUUAUGGUGUCAAUGUAUAGUUAAUUAGUCAUGAAUUGUUUUACUUUAUUCUUUUAAAAAACUUGUUAGAAAAUUAUGUCUUGUAUGUCAUGUAUCUAAGUCACAGUCUUGGUGGUGGUUUUUAUGAUCUGAAAAUGUUUGUACUGUACCUUUGUUGCAAAGACAGGGGUCACACUUAUCUUAAACUCCCUCCAUUCUGAAAUUAUUUGCUAUAUUAUAAUUUACUAAACAAAUGUUGGUAUUGUA